Messenger RNA from Ruditapes philippinarum (Manila clam), 672 nucleotides. Its product is annotated as putative helicase mov-10-B.1. The record is from RefSeq and is a predicted model, not a curated record. Lineage: Eukaryota; Metazoa; Mollusca; Bivalvia; Venerida; Veneridae. The transcript is spliced from 3 exons. Bases 41 to 619 code for a protein of 192 amino acids. Gene Ontology annotation, molecular function: helicase activity.
UCCAGCUAUAUCUGAUCUGAAGAAAUUCCAAAUUCUCGUAAUGACACUAAGCACUGUUGGGAGGUUAGUUUCGGCGUCGUUUGAGAGAAACUUCUUCACUCAUGUAUUCAUCGAUGAAGGUGCCCAUGCUAUUGAACCAGAAUGUAUUAUUCCGAUAACUGGACUACUAGAUGAUCGCAAUGAAAACUGUGGGCAACUGGUGAUAGCUGGUGAUCCAAAACAAUUGGGCCCAAUUCUUAGGUCACAAUUUGCUCGUAAUUUCGGCUUAGAAACUUCUAUUUUGGAGCGAUUGAUGAAUACAAUUCCGGAGUACCAGAGAUGUGACACUUCGGGGUACAAUGAACGCUACGUUACAAAACUUGUUCGCAACUACCGCUCACAUGAUGCUAUUAUUAGUGUACCACGUGACUUGUUUUACGACGGGGAGUUGGAGGCAUGCGGAGACAGAAUGAUUCUUGAUUCUAUGUUGCGUUGGGAUCAUUUGGCUAAAAGAGGCUUUCCGAUUAUAUUUCAUUCGGUAUUUGGUGCUGACGAACGAGAGUCGGGGAGCCCUUCAUUUUUCAACAGGUAUGUUACUUGUGUUACAUCUAAUAGGGAUGAAACAUAUCUUAAGAUUUAGGUUAAAAACAUUUAAACCCGGCCCAAUGGACCUAUAAAUCACCUGAUAUUCAC